Molecule: messenger RNA, 1732 nt
Organism: Agrilus planipennis (emerald ash borer)
Lineage: Eukaryota; Metazoa; Arthropoda; Insecta; Coleoptera; Buprestidae
Product: putative polypeptide N-acetylgalactosaminyltransferase 9
Exons: 1
Coding region: 84-1691 (535 amino acids)
Cellular component (GO): Golgi apparatus
Source: RefSeq, a predicted model, not a curated record
GAUAAAGUGUACAACGUAUUUUUCUUUUUAUUUCCCAUAGCCGAUAUACGUGUUCGUCAAUUUCAUACUCCAAAACAGAUACCAUGAGAUUUUCGGUAACCGUUUUAUCAAUUUUUGCGUUGUGUUUGUGGGCUGGCGUGAGUUUAUUAUGGUUUCUUAGUUACGAAAAUAGUUUUCUACGUUUAUUGUCUACAAGAUUGUUCGGUGCAAAUGGACAAAUGGGUGCACCGGUUCUCCUGAAUCUAGAUAGUCUAAGUAAAAAGGUCCAGCAGGAAAUAACAGAUAGUUUUGAUAAAUAUGGAUAUAAUUCGUACGUUAGUGAUCUUAUUGGUUUCCAUCGCUCUCUACCGAAUCCUUGUCCUUCGUCUUGUAAAGAAAACGAAAAAAGCUUACCGAAAACCUCGGUAAUAGUUACAUUCCACGACGAAUCACUUUCAGUUUUAAUGAGAACAAUUAAUUCGUUAUUGAAUAACACAUCGCAAGAAUUACUAGAAGAAAUUAUUCUGGUAGACGAUGCUUCUGCAGAAGUUCGCAUUGAAAAACAUUUAGAUGAUUAUUUGGUUAAGACAAAGAACAUUAAAAUAAUACGCUCAAAAGAACGUAACGGCUUAUCAAGAAGUCGAAUGAUCGGUUUGAAAUAUGCGAGUGCAGAAGUUGUGACGUUUGCUGAUUCGAACUGCGAAUUUCCCGCGGGAUGGCUUGAACCCCUACUCAAAGAAAUUAAAACUAAUGAAAACGUUAUCGUUAGCCCAGUCUUAGAUAUAAUAGAUCCCUAUACAUUUGAAUACAAAAUAACUAAACACGUUUUCGUUGGGGGUUUUAAUUGGAAUUUGAAGUUCAAAUGGCUUGCAAUUCCACCAAGGCGUGACGAAACAGCACCUGUUACAACACCAGUUCUUCCUGGGGGAGUUUUCAGCAUUUCAAGAUCCUUUCUGCUAAAGAUCGGAGGGUUCGACGAGGGCCUUUCGUAUAUUGGCGGUGAAAUUUUCGACAUAUCGUUUAGAGGGUGGAUGUGCGGAGCAACAAUAAAAAUUGUACCGUGUUCUCAUGUGGGAUAUUUGUUUCCAACGAAAAUAUCACAGAAGCUGCUUCCCAAGGAGGAGGAUUUGUUAAAAAAUUUGCAAAGAAUUGCAAAGGCUUGGAUGGACGAUUAUGUAGGAUUGUUUUACGAACGAACUGGUGCCAGGCACAUAAAACCGCCUGACGUGUCAAAAGAAACUGAAAUACGUAGAAAAUUAAGUUGUAACUCUUUCGAAUGGUACUUAGAAAAUGUGUAUCGUGAUUUUCAUGUUCCCAAGGAUACUGUUUUUGCUGGCCGAUUGCGUAACUUUGAUUUUGCAGUGUGUUUGGGUUCACAAAUUGAUGCUUAUAAACAUUUUCAUCCGGUAAAUAUCGACGAGAAUUGCGAACGAAUUGAAGAAAAUUACUGGUUAUUUACAAAUGAUGGCAAAAUACGACAGGACGAUUUUUGUUUGGAGCGAAACGAUGAUGAAGUACAUUUGAAAUUAUGUGAUGAUGGCAAGUUUCAGUUGUGGACUUAUAAUGAAACAACCCGAGAGAUAAGAUUGCAAGGUGAUAACGAUAUAUGUUUGGGUGUGUUUUUAAAUACUGAAACUAACACCAGAAAUAUCGGGAUACAAAACUGUAACAAUAGAUAUUUUGGUAAAGCGUGGACAUUUGAAAUGUUCUGAUUUUUAGAUUGUUAUUUUUUGUUAAUAAAUCAUAUAUUAAA